AUGACAUUGUAGCUAAACCUUUAUUAUUUUUUUUUUCCCACGCGAUGCUACGAUUCCGUAGGCUUUGUUUGGAUUGAGGGAUUAGGGAUGGGUACGAAUGCUUCUUUCGUAUUUGUACGGAACACACUCUCUCCCUCUAGAAAUCACUAUUGGAUUGCUUGUUCACCUCUGAAUCUGAUCUUCGGUGGUAUCGGUGAUUUCUCCCGGAACCCUAAUCUUCAGUUCAAGAUUCAGAUGUGUUUGAUCAUCUAGAUAAAGAUAUAUAAAAGACUACUUACCACAGUUCUCCCCAAAAAAGAAAAGGGUAAAAAAUGGUUGGAGUUGUUCCUGGUGAAGGUCAAAAGCGACAGUUACCCCUAUGGAUGCUUGGGGUAGGUGUUACUGACCAGUCUAAAGAAAAUGCAAAUGUAAAUAACGACAAUAACAUCAACAAACCAGAUGCAAAUGAAAGAAUUGCAUCCAAACCUUCCCAGCCCAAGUCAAUAAAAGCUGGAAAGGAACCCCCUGUGGAGACAGACUCAUGUUUACCAGCAACACGUGAAACAAAGAGAAGAAAAAGAAAAUUGAGUCAAUCAAUAGAUGGGGAUUGUGAUAGUAAUAUCUGUGAAAAUGGAAUGGCAAAGAAAAAGAAUGUUGGAGUUCGAGGAGCUCUUGUUAAGGUAUCUGCUCCUCGGAAAGGAAGAAAAGCAAAGAGUUCCACGGUUGAAAGUAGUGAAGAUGUUGACAAUCCGUCUCCCAGUGAUGAUGAAGGAGAGCUGACUGUGGAAGAUUUGAUGAGCAUUGCUAAAGAGUACAUUGAAACGGAUAAAGAUACGGAUCAACAGCAGUUAUUAGACAGAAAACAGGAAGAAGAAUGCCAGUGGUCAGCUACUUCGUUCUCUACAGAUCGGUUGGAGGGCUCUCUAAAUGUCCCUCAAUGUAGCAGGAAAUUGCCAAUGCCAAAAGAAACAACUUUUACGGAGAAUUCAACAAAAGAAGGAAUUAUAAGUAAUCCAAUAACUGGGGAUCCUACUCAAGACAUGUUGGAUUUAUUCCUAGGCCCCUUGCUGAACAAACCCCUCGAGGAGGAGAAGAAGGUUGAAUCAAUAGUGCAAGAUUUGACAUUUUCCUAUGAGCUCAAAAUACACAACCAGAAUGAUGUUCUUGGGGAAGAAUUGGUCCCCUUAACAAAGAAGAAGAGCAGUCUCAAGGACAAGGUAGCUUUUUUUCUCGACUGAAUAGUAUGUCUAAAUUUGUUAAUAUAAACCUGUAUAGGACAGCAAAGCAGGGACAUGAAGAUGUUCCUAAGAUCCUCCAAAUUGAUUGGGCCCUCCUUUGUGAAUCUUUGUGCACUUGUCAUCUCCUUUAGCUGAUUUUUCAAUCAUCCAGAAGUCAUCUUUGUCGAGGUGUGUAUCAUUUGCUCCUUUUAUUUAAGUGUCAAUUUGUUUCAAACAGUUUAUGGUUUGUUGACCUUGUCCUUGGAUGACAUCUAUGUAGGAUGAAGCAAAUUCCAAGGCAAUGGGAUAGUUCUUUAUCUUUUUGUACAUGUAAGAAAUAAAGAAUCACGUUUAACUUUGUUUUAGCAUUCAGGAUGAUAUUUAUAGAAUAAUUUUUGCUUUUGGUGUACGCCGGGUGCCAAUGCCAAAGCUUUGCUGGUGAAUUAUUGCA
Molecule: messenger RNA, 1647 nt
Organism: Cornus florida
Lineage: Eukaryota; Viridiplantae; Streptophyta; Magnoliopsida; Cornales; Cornaceae
Exons: 3
Coding region: 312-1217 (301 amino acids)
Source: RefSeq, a predicted model, not a curated record